CGACAGUUAACCAAUUGUAUUUAAGUCUAGAAAGCCUAACCCUCAUUUUCCUCAACUCCCACUAUCACGUUUGACACUCUACAAAUACCCCCACAAAUACUCACUUCCCCACUUCUUUUGUGUAGAAGCAGUUUUUUGCAUUCAAUUGAGACAACCUUCUACGUACGUUGUACUCACCAACAUUAAUAUGGCUAGAAACUUUGAUAAGUCCCUCCACACCCCACCCUCUAAAACUCAAAAACUCGCCUUUGCAACCCAAGUUUUCCUCAGACUCUUGGCCAUUGCUGCUACUUUGGCUGCUGCAUGUGUUAUGCUCACCACCACCCAGACCAACGUGGUUUAUGGUAUCCAGGUCGACGCCCGUUAUAGCUAUUCUCCAGCUUUCAAGUUCUUUGCAUACGCGAAUGUUGUAGCAUCCGUCGUCUCACUUCUGUCGCUGUUUCUUGCUUUCGUCCUCGCCAAAACAGCACUUCAUUCGACACACUUCUUCUAUUUCUUCCUGCAUGAUCUGAUUAUGACAGUUUUACUGAUAGCUGGAUGCUCAGCAGCGACGGCCAUAGCCUACGUGGGGAAAUAUGGCAACACCCACACGGGGUGGAUGCCUGUCUGUGACAAUUUCGCCAAAUUUUGCAACAGAAUCAUCAUUUCUGGGUUUCUUUCUUACAUGGGAUUUGCUGUCUAUUUGAUCCUCACCAUCAUCUCCGCUAAGAAGUCGCAACAACUCGGAGCUUAGAUGUCAUCUUUUAUUGUAAAUUUGUGUUGUAUUUUCGUACUGCACUUUAUUUAUAAUAUGCACAUCGUGUGUAUUAAUAUAUUUUCCGUUA
This is a messenger RNA of Sesamum indicum (sesame), 824 nucleotides long. Its product is annotated as CASP-like protein 1F1. NCBI's taxonomy places the organism in Eukaryota, Viridiplantae, Streptophyta, Magnoliopsida, Lamiales, Pedaliaceae. The record is from RefSeq and is a predicted model, not a curated record.